AUGAAUGAAGAACCUAUAACUCAUUCUACCCUAAAUGUGAACUCCCAGCAGAAGUGCAAAGCAAAGAACAAUAUUAAGAAUACAUUUCAUUCAACUGAAUUGUCAUUCAUUGAGCAGAGGCAAAAAUACCAAAAACAUAGUAAGAAGCAUGAAAACACAGCAGAAGACAUCUCUGGUGAAGAGAAUUUCUCACCUUCUCCAUGGAGGCUCAUCUCUAGUGUGCUUGGUGCCAUGUGCCUUCUCCUGAUGGCUGUAGCCAUAGCGGUGAGCGUUUCCACUACACACUUAUCUUCUGAAAGAACAUGUUCCAUGAUCCGGCAAAGAGGACCUCAUCAUCCCUGCCCAGAGAACUGGGUCUGGUUCAGAUGCAGUUGUUAUUACUUCUCCAAGGAAAUGCUAAGCUGGAGAGAGAGUCAGCGUGCCUGCUUAUCUCUCAAUUCCAGUCUCAUAAGGAUAAGCAAAGAGGAGAUGGAUUUUUUCAGUUUGAAGUCUUUCUUUUGGGUUGGAAUUUACUAUGAUGAAACUGGGAGACAGUGGCGGUGGGAAAACCAUUCUGUUCUACCCUAUGAGAUGUUUUAUGAUCUUGAUACUAAUAUGCAAUGCUUCUGUGCAUCUUAUAAAUCAAAAGGAAUUUAUUUGGCUGAAAAAUGUACAAAUAAAUUGACAUAUAUUUGCAAGAAGUACCAUAUUUAA
This is a messenger RNA of Peromyscus californicus insignis, 693 nucleotides long. Its product is annotated as killer cell lectin-like receptor subfamily E member 1. The coding region runs from base 1 to 693 and encodes 230 amino acids. Gene Ontology annotation, molecular function: DNA-binding transcription factor activity; sequence-specific DNA binding. The record is from RefSeq and is a predicted model, not a curated record. The transcript has 6 exons. NCBI's taxonomy places the organism in Eukaryota, Metazoa, Chordata, Mammalia, Rodentia, Cricetidae. Gene Ontology annotation, biological process: stimulatory C-type lectin receptor signaling pathway; positive regulation of natural killer cell mediated cytotoxicity; regulation of DNA-templated transcription.